UUAUUAGCUGUAUAUAAAUCCAAUUCUCAAAUUCAACUAUUGAAACUCUCAUAUCAUAUUAAUCUAUUGCUGAUAAGAUUUUUUCACACAUCGAUGGGUAUGAGGGGAUUUUUCAUGGUUUCUAUUGUGUUGUGUACACUUUUAUGUUAUUGUAAAUCUGAUGAACAACGAGUAGAAUUAUCGAGAGAUGAACUUCUCGAAAUUGAGAAUCAACUUAUGCGACUAAACAAGUCAUCAAUCAAAGCUAUUAAAACACAACAUGGAGAUAUUUAUGACUGUGUUGGUUUUUACGAACAACCAGCAUUUGACCAUCCUUUGCUAAAGGAUCACAAAUAUGAUUUUCAAAUGAAACCUUCUUCUCGUCCAAACUCGAUGGUUAGAGAAGACAGGCCUCCAAAAAAUGUGCAACAAGUAUCGAUAAAUAGUGAGUUAAAUGGUGAAAAAUGUCCAAUUGGGUAUGUUCCAAUUAGAAGAACAACCAAGGAAGAUCUUAUCAAAGCCAAAUUAUUUACAAAGUCUUAUACCUCAAGAAUUAAUUCCCCUCCUACUCUUCAUCACGCGAUUGUUUCAACAAGACCAAAUCCAACCAAGAAAUACAAUGGAGGUGGAACAGUUGCAAGUCUUUACACAUUAUAUAAUGUCGCCGACUCACAAUAUACUUUCGGUCGAAUGAAAUUACAAAAUGGACUUGAUAUCAUUCAAGCUGGUUGGGGAGUGAAUCCUUCUGUAUACGGGGAUAAUAAAACUCGGAUCUUCAUAUAUUUUCAGGCUGGUCAAUUAUCUUGUUUCAAUACAGUGUGUCCAGGAUUCGUUUUAGUUGAUCCUCAACCUCUAAUUGAUAUGUAUCUAAGGGAAACUCACCCUGGUGAUAUACCUACAUGGGAAAUCCCAAUCAAAAUUUAUCGGGAUCAAAUUACUGGAAACUGGUGGCUUGAGAUGGGAAAGGACCUUACUCAAACUGGAUAUUGGCCAUCAAGUAUAUUUAGUGGUGGAUUGAAAGAUUUGGCUACUUAUGUUGAAUGGGGUGGCGAAACGUAUAGUCCACUUGGUCAAAUCGGUCCUCCAAUGGGUUCUGGUUUAUUUUUAAAAGGGAAUUCUCAUUAUGACGCAUAUUGUAGAGUAAUGACAACUAUUGAUGAGGCCUACAACCAAGUAGAUGUUAAAAACACAGAAAUUUCUUCUAUUGAUAUUGACUUUUAUUUAGUUAGGGAUUGGGGAUUUGUAAAUGAUGACUUUCGACGUUCCAUGACAUAUGGAGGCCCUGGUCCUAGAUGAUUUCUAUGUAUUUCUACCAAAAUAAACUUUUAAUGAAGAAAAAAUAAAUGUAUCAUUAUGUGUGUUUGGUAGACUUAAUUAUAAAUGUGGUGAAAGAUCACCCCCAAAACUUGACUAUUACAAUAGUAAUAAUAUCAAAGAAACAUAAUUUAAACUAGAACUAAUUACGCAUAUCAAAAAUUGAACUU
This is a messenger RNA of Cannabis sativa, 1463 nucleotides long. RefSeq names its product protein neprosin-like. The record is from RefSeq and is a predicted model, not a curated record. The coding region runs from base 94 to 1275 and encodes 393 amino acids. NCBI's taxonomy places the organism in Eukaryota, Viridiplantae, Streptophyta, Magnoliopsida, Rosales, Cannabaceae. The transcript has 8 exons.